AUGGGGCAUGAACAGUCUAGUGUUGAGAAGUUUGAGAAAUUUACAUGGAAGGUUCAAAACUUCUCUAGCUUGAACAAAUGUGAGGUUUCCUCGGAACCUUUUAUCUUAGGCGGCUUUCCAUGGCUGAUUUAUCUGUAUCCAAAGGGGGAGGAAGGAGAAGAGGACUUUUCAUCAAUUUAUUUGGGGACUGUGAAAACAACUAAUAUGUCUGAGGGAUGGAGUAGAGAUGUCAAAUUUAAGUUGCUUCUAUUCAAUCAGCUCAAUGCCAACAAAACAGUCACAAUAGAAUCUAGAUAUGAGUUCAAUGCGAGACAGGAUUCCUGGGGUUUCAAAUCUUUCAUUACUUUGGAUGAGCUUCAUGAUUCUGAAAAUGGUUUUAUUGUGAAGGAUUCUUGUAUUUUUGGUGCAGAAGUUUAUGUUUGUAAGUCAGCACAUGAGAAACCAGUAAAUCAAUCAACUAACAUAUCAACAGCUUCCUUAAGACCGAAGCUAGAGGAAGGCGAGCUUAUGGAUUUCGAAUGUUUAGGACAAAUGGAAAAAAAAUUUGCUCCAUUAUUAGAUCUAGCAUGUUAUAUGCAUCCUUCACUUAUUGUUUGUCAGCAGAAAAGAAGUCGUAAGUUUAGGGAAUGGGCAUUCAGUGCUUUGGGAAGAGUAAUUUAUUUCCUACAGACUAAAAAGGUGAGAGAUAUGAAUGACAUUGCUUGCAAGCAUCUGCAAAUUUACUGGGAGGAACUUGAGCACUUUGGUUUCGAUUUGACUUGGCUUGAGCCUCAUGUUCAAUCAGCUUUAAGUAUGAAAAGUUAUUUGAAUAAAUUGAAAGAAGCAGAGAAGCUAAAGGAUAACGUGGUAGCUCUAGAGUUGGAAAUGCAACGGCUUAAAGCAAAGAUGGUUAUUGCAAGAGACUUGUUGGAAGCACAAAAGUUGGAGGAAGAGAUAGAUUUGGAUGCUGAACUAGGAUUUGUGAAACUAUAG
Messenger RNA from Lathyrus sativus (Indian pea), 972 nucleotides. NCBI's taxonomy places the organism in Eukaryota, Viridiplantae, Streptophyta, Magnoliopsida, Fabales, Fabaceae. The record is from the annotation of a GenBank genome assembly.